This is a messenger RNA of Solanum lycopersicum (tomato), 2331 nucleotides long. RefSeq names its product sister chromatid cohesion protein PDS5 homolog E. The record is from RefSeq and is a predicted model, not a curated record. Gene Ontology annotation, biological process: DNA repair; mitotic sister chromatid cohesion. NCBI's taxonomy places the organism in Eukaryota, Viridiplantae, Streptophyta, Magnoliopsida, Solanales, Solanaceae. Gene Ontology annotation, cellular component: chromatin; nucleus.
GUAAGUGAUUUAUGUAUGUCAAUUUUGUAUAUAAAUACCAUUUGUUGCAUUAUCUUUCUCGUCUUCUUUAAAUUUGAAGUACUAGUUUUAUGUGUGUGUUUUUGUGCUCUAUUAUUUAGAUUGGUUCUAUGAAUUUUUUUCGGAAAGGGUUGUUUGUUAGAUAAAUUUGAUGCCUGGUUUUUCUUAUGUAUCAAGAUGCAUUUUUGUCUGUAAAUCAAAGCUUUUUGUUCUUAAUCUCUGUUUUUGCCUCUUUUUGUGCCCUAAUAUAUUAGAUUGAUUUUAUUUUGUUUAACAGUAAGAACUUUUUAGGGGAAGGGUUUGUUUGUUAGAAUGAAUUGCUUUGUCAUAAAUUUCUGAAUAUGAAUAAUGCAUCAGCCUCAGUUAUUGUAGUAUCUAGUACUUUCUAUAGUUCUGUAAAUGGUUACUUUUAUAUUUAGGAAUGAUGUUUCUCUUUGCUACUCGUCUAUAUUUAUCGCUACUACUGCAAGAUGCCAUCGCUCAGCCUGAUUUUGGGGAGAUUUGGAUUUGUUAUUAUCAGGAUCUUUGGUUGCAGCACCGUCACUCCCUUUAACAAGAAACCUUGCAAUGCCGAUAUACAGAUUUCAGAGAAUUAACAUAAUUGGAUGUGUGCGAUUCAAGGCGCCUUGGUUGCAUUAUUGAUUCAUCUCGUCAUAUAAGGAAAAAGAAGAAGUUAGAGCAUCUUUUGUCACUGGUGAAGCAAAUCCCCUCUGUAUCGACGCGAGAUGCUUUUCGGCCUGCAAUGAAAGAACUAGUUGCCGAUGGACUUCUACGACAUUCUGACAUGGAUGUGAAGGUGUCAGUUGCAUCUUGCAUCAGUGAGAUCAUGAGAAUUACAGCUCCAGAUCAACCGUAUAAGGAUAGCAUACUUAAGGACUUUUUUGAGCUUGCAGUGUUGGCGUUUAGGAAAUUGUCUUGCUUGAAUGGUCGUUGUUAUUCAAAGGCUGUCUCAAUUAUUAAAGUUCUGGCAAAGUACCGAACAAGCGUGCUCAUGUUGGAUCUCAUGUUAGAUACAUUGAUUGUUCAUAUGUUUCAACAUUUUCUCAAUGGUAUAAGGCCCGAGCACCCUGAUAAAGUAUUCACGGACAUCAAGGAAAUAAUGACCAUGAUAAUAAAAGAGAGUGAAAACAUUCCAAUGCAAUUUCUGAGCAUCCUUGCGAACAUCCUCAUAAAUAGUGUUAAGAAGGAAAAUCAGAAUGUUUCGCCUCGUUCUUAUGUGCUGGGAGAGGAAGUUCUUCAAGAAAGUGCUGUCAAACUUCAUCCAUAUCUUCCAAAAGCAGUGGCGGCCCUCAACAUUUCCUUUAAAAACUAUUCCGAAGUUGUUGAAUUGACAUGGAGAGAGGCAAUGAAAUGUAAAGCUACGGUGGGUCUUGUGAAAAAUAAAGAUGAUUUUUUGAAGGCACUGGGUUUCGCCUCAAACACCAAAGAAAUCAAUUUCCCUAAAGCCUGUAAAAGACAACGUAAACAACGUAAAAGGAAGUACUUUCUGUCACAAGAAGAGGGGGAAGCAACUGAUGAUCCAACUCCUUCAACAAUGACCAUGCAACAUAAUUUAACUCCAAAAGGAGUGCACGAAAAUAAAGGGGUCAGGGUUGAUGUGCAUGGCUAUAAAGUAAAAGUGAGCAGUGGUCCCAUACUCACUGCCAUUUUUGCCAAGUAUGGUGACAUUGCAGUCAAUUGUCACUAUAAAUCAUUGGCUUUCAGAGCUUCCGUUCUUGAUAUAGUUUGUGAUGUUGUAAGGAGGCUGAAAACCGGUGACGUUGGCUCUACUUCGAUCAACGAUAUGAGAAUUUCGCUUUCUGCUGCAGCGAGGGUCAAACUUGAUGUAACUUGGCUGCAGCAGUGUCUGGAUCAGAUUUCAGAAGAGGGAGAUAUGGAGAAGAAAUUAUCGGAUUUGAUGGAGGUAAGACUACCAUGCUAGUGUCUAUAGUAGCUGAAAAGGACAUAUUAGAAAGGAAUAGGAAGGUCUUCGCUGCAGAGGAACGGCUCAAAAAAGGCUGAAAAGCGCUUGCAAGAGGCCCAAAGCCGAGCAGGACAGGUGGAAAGGUCUGUCAGAGUUCUUGAAACAGUGUGUGAAAAAGUUUAGCAGGACAUAAAGGAGGUUUAGGAUCAAGCACAGUAUCGAGUAAGUAGGUUAAAUAAGCUUUUGUAGAGCUGUUUUAUCCUUGCUACUUUUCUUGAACACUAUUGCCAAGUAAAUCUAUAACAUGUAUUAGAUGAACUUUUUAAGUUUGAUUUCUGGAAUGAUGUAUACAAGUAAAUCUAUAACAUGUAUUAGAUGAACUUUUUAAGUUUGAAUAUCCUCCUCCACCA